CAAUCAAACUUGGAUCCACCGUCCCGGAUUUCUAUUCCACUCUGACGGCAGCAAUACGCAGCCCGUCCGCGCGCCGGCACUCGUGCUGCUGCAGGCAUGCAUGCGUCCCUUCCUGUUGUUUAACGAGCACGCUAGCCUGGCGCUUAUAACGACGGCCUGCUUCUUGCCUCUUUGGUGUCUGCGCGCUCCUCCUUCACGAACUUCUGCUGCCUGCUGUCGGCCCUUGUCAGCUGUCCUGCACAGGUCCUUGAUGAUCGCCGGGCCGGACUUCAUUCAGUCCUCCUGUCUCUUUGUUAAUAAACCACCGCCGCCCAGCACGCCCCCCUCCCGCUCUUCUCUCUCCCGCGCGCCCGCUCAGCUAUGUUCAUUCGUGCCGUUAUCACAUACGAAGUUAGCGAGCAAGCUCCCGGGCCACAACGGUGGUACCCCGUACCGUACCUUAAACCCCCAAACUUUAGUCCCGCCUGAACCUCUCUUCUAGUGCGCCCAUCUUGCCUCCAUAGCUUUAAUUCCCGGCCAUUGGGACUGCUUUGGGCAUGUGUCAUUAGCUGCUCUUACAUCGCAAAUAAUAU
Molecule: messenger RNA, 572 nt
Organism: Myxozyma melibiosi
Lineage: Eukaryota; Fungi; Ascomycota; Lipomycetes; Lipomycetales; Lipomycetaceae
Exons: 1
Coding region: 101-481 (126 amino acids)
Source: RefSeq, a predicted model, not a curated record